Otolemur garnettii (small-eared galago) is the source of this 2507-nucleotide messenger RNA. It is a transcript of the gene KCNJ12, whose product is annotated as potassium voltage-gated channel subfamily J member 12. NCBI's taxonomy places the organism in Eukaryota, Metazoa, Chordata, Mammalia, Primates, Galagidae. Gene Ontology annotation, molecular function: inward rectifier potassium channel activity. The coding region runs from base 201 to 1502 and encodes 433 amino acids. Gene Ontology annotation, biological process: potassium ion import across plasma membrane; regulation of monoatomic ion transmembrane transport. Gene Ontology annotation, cellular component: plasma membrane. The transcript is spliced from 3 exons. The record is from RefSeq and is a predicted model, not a curated record.
CUCAGCUGAGCCUAGGAAUAGGGAUAUUCUAAUGUCUGGAUCCUCCCCAGCUGGUGCCUGGGAAAUGGCAGUCACUGCUAAUUCAGCCUUGAAGACAGUCAGUAGACCGCUAAGCACCAUUACUUAGAAGGUAAAAUUCAAGAGGAGCCACCCCACCUGGACCUGGCCUGGGGGCAGGCUGGGGCCCCCCUGCCCCCGGGAUGACUGCAGCCAGCCGGGCGAACCCCUACAGCAUCGUGUCGUCAGAGGAGGACGGGCUGCGCCUGGUCACCAUGGCAGGUGCUAAUGGCUUCGGCAACGGCAGGGUGCACACAAGGCGCAGGUGCCGCAACCGUUUCGUCAAGAAAAACGGCCAGUGCAACAUCGAGUUUGCCAAUAUGGACGAGAAGUCGCAGCGCUACCUGGCUGACAUGUUCACCACCUGCGUUGACAUCCGCUGGCGCUACAUGCUGCUCAUCUUCUCACUGGCCUUCCUUGCUUCCUGGCUGCUGUUUGGAGUCAUCUUCUGGGUCAUCGCAGUGGCGCAUGGUGACCUGGAGCCGGCUGAGGGCCGGGGCCGCACGCCCUGCGUGAUGCAGGUGCAUGGCUUCAUGGCGGCCUUCCUCUUCUCCAUCGAGACGCAGACCACCAUCGGCUACGGGCUGCGCUGUGUGACGGAGGAGUGCCCAGUGGCUGUCUUCAUGGUGGUGGCGCAGUCCAUCGUGGGCUGCAUCAUCGACUCCUUCAUGAUUGGCGCCAUCAUGGCCAAGAUGGCAAGGCCCAAGAAGCGGGCGCAGACGCUGCUGUUCAGCCACAAUGCCGUGGUGGCCCUGCGAGAUGGCAAGCUCUGCCUCAUGUGGCGUGUGGGCAACCUGCGCAAGAGCCACAUAGUGGAGGCCCAUGUGCGUGCGCAACUCAUCAAGCCCAGAGUCACGGAGGAGGGUGAGUACAUCCCUCUGGACCAAAUUGACAUUGACGUGGGCUUCGACAAGGGCCUGGACCGCAUCUUCCUGGUGUCACCCAUCACCAUUCUGCAUGAGAUCGACGAGGCCAGCCCGCUAUUCGGCAUCAGCCGACAAGACCUGGAGACAGAUGACUUUGAGAUCGUGGUCAUCCUGGAGGGCAUGGUGGAGGCCACGGCCAUGACCACCCAGGCCCGCAGCUCUUACCUGGCCAAUGAGAUUCUGUGGGGUCACCGCUUCGAGCCUGUGCUGUUCGAGGAGAAGAACCAGUAUAAGAUUGACUACUCGCACUUCCAUAAGACCUAUGAGGUGCCCUCCACACCCCGCUGCAGUGCCAAGGACCUGGUUGAGAACAAGUUCCUGCUGCCCACCACCAACUCCUUCUGCUAUGAGAAUGAGUUGGCCUUCCUGAGCCGUGACGAGGAGGACGAGGCUGAGGGAGAUCAGGACAGCCGCAGCCGAGAUGGGCUCAGUCCCCAGGCAAGGCAUGACUUUGACAGACUCCAGGCUGGUGGUGGCGCCCUGGAGCAGCGGUCCUACAGGCGGGAAUCUGAAAUCUGAGCUACUGGUGGUUUAGGCGCAGCACCCCCCUGCCUGGGAGAGGAGAGGCAGCAGUGCCCCUCAGGGGCCCAGUUUGAGCAGAACCGGGAGCCAGGUGCCCCAGGUUGUGGACUCGGUAGCAUUUUAGUCAUUUUAUGUUUCUUCGCAAUGGCCUCAGAAGGUUGGUGGGAGAGUGGGUGGCCAGAGCAGGUGGCUACUGGUCUCGGAGGCCGCCGUAGGCUCAGGGCAGGGAGAUGGCUUCUUGGGGGCCAGGUCACAGGAGCCAAGGGCUCCUGCUUGAAGAUAGAGCUGCAGCCUGCCUGGAAGUGGCCCCACAGGGCUAUGCCCUGCUGUGAGCGCUGGCAGGCUGCAGCCUCCUUUGCAGGUUUUUAACUUGGGGAGAAACACCGGGUUUCAUCUUUCUCAACCUUAGCUUGGGUAAGACUGUUUACAAAAAAAAAAAUUAACAUGCAAAUGAAGAAAAGUUUUUUUUUAAUUCUUGGGGGGGACAUAAAGGGCAAUUAGAAUUCCAUGACUCUGCCAGGAUGCAGCAGCUGGCUGGAGGCUCCUGUAGGUUCCCAAGGUGGAGCUGGCUCCCCCUCCUGGCAAGCUCGGUGCUCGAGGACCUGCACUUCACGCUUAUGGGGCCAACUAGGUUCUGUUGUGAGAAAAUCCAAGACCAUGUUAAUGAUCACAAUAAAAGCUUUCUACUGUCCCUGGGGUGGAGGGUGGGGCUGGGACGAAACUGGUUUGAGCUUUUUGAGUUUGACUUUGUACCUUAGAGGUGCGUCUCAGGGCCAGAUACGGAGGGUUCACCCCCCACCCUGAUUCUCAUGUUUUGCUUCUCUCUUCAUUUCUGCCCGGGGGCCUUCAUCCCUUCCACAGUGGGGGACAGUUGGGAACCACAGGUGUAGAUGGCUCCUUGGGAAGGGAAGUCAGGAUCCCAAACUCAGAGGAAGCAGAUCAGCCCCUGUCCCCUCUGGGCCCACAGUGUGAGCCGUGCCUUAGAGACUCCGGAUUGUCUUG